Molecule: messenger RNA, 1871 nt
Organism: Polychytrium aggregatum
Lineage: Eukaryota; Fungi; Chytridiomycota; Chytridiomycetes; Polychytriales
Product: 26S proteasome non-ATPase regulatory subunit 5
Exons: 8
Coding region: 90-1619 (509 amino acids)
Biological process (GO): proteasome assembly
Cellular component (GO): cytosol
Source: RefSeq, a predicted model, not a curated record
UUGGCUUUCUGGCUCCGAAUCGGCCAAGGACCCAGCCCCCGCCAAUUCUCCCCCCCCCCGGCUCUGUCCACCAUCUCUCGACUUCCACCAUGACCCUCAGUCCCUCUGCCACCAUGUCGCUCGACGAGGCCGCUGCUGUCGUCCUCGCCUCCUCGCCUGAACCCGAUGUCUUAGCCAAUGCUAUCCGCACCAUCGCCUCUGCUCUGGAUGGAACAUCUGGCGUUGAGCGCAAGCGCCAGCUCACUGCCCAACUGGGUCUGUCGAGCGGACCGAUCGUGGAUCUGCUGGGCCAGUCGGGCUCGCCGGGCUUUCAUGACGACAUCUGCAAGAUCCUUGCGCACUUUCUGGAUGUCAUGAGCACCGACCAGAUCGUCUCACAGUUUGAGGCUCUGUUCCUCACCGGCAUCCAGCAUCCCCAGGCCUCGGUUCGGAUUCUGGUGCUCCAAGCGCUGGAGGUUCUCUUUGACAGAACAGCGGCCGGGGCCCAGGAGCCAUACCUGCCUUCGGUCGAUCUCAUGACCCUGAUUUUGUACUCGCUCGAGUUCUCGGAGCUCCGAGUUGCCUCCAAGAUCGCCGGCUAUCUGGUCAAGAUCUGCGCACAUCCCCAAGGAUCCGAGAGGCUAUUUGGAUGCAUUGCCGAGCCCUUUGAGCAAUUGCUAACGUGCAGCGAGACGAUCAAGUUCCGUGUCUACGACCUGGCCGCACAGCUUUCGGCGGUCUCGUCGGAGGCCUACGAGCGAAUCAACCAGAGCGGGGUCCUGCUCCAGCUCAUCGAGGAGCUGGGCUCGGAUGAUGUUCUGUCGCAGAUGGCCGUGCUGGAACUCUUUACGGCCAUGGCGGGCCAUUCUCUCGUCUUUUUGCGACGAUCGGGUGCGCUCGCACGGCUGGCCUUGGCGGUCCAGGACGGCAAUUUCGAUGACAUUGAUGCUGUGCUGCUCAAGUCGGCCAUCUUGAAGUUUUUCUCGGCAAUUGCUGCGGAGCAGGAGAAUCUUAUCGAGUCGUUCGAGAGCGAAUACCGGCUCCUGGACUCGAUCGAGAAGUAUCUUGACUGCGAUCGCCUUGAGCUGCAGGAAUCGGCAGUGGUCUUUCUUGGCAAUGCGGUGAGCACCGAGGCCGGCAUCCGGCUGCUGGUUGCUCGCCCGUCGCUGCUCGGCAACUUUGCGUACACCGUCAAGCGAUCCAGCGGCUCACUUCGGAUCCAUUGCAUCAAGGCCCUGUCAUGCAUACUUUCGGCGACCGACGAUGCCAGCACCCAUGCUGUUUAUCGAGAAGUGCGGGCCUUGCUCGACAUGGUCAAGACACUGCAGGCCGACCUGCGGAGCGCUUUUGACGAGACACGCAUCCCGGCCUAUGCACUCACAAAAAGCAUUGCCGCCCACCGCUGGGGGCUGGAGGAGCUGAGCCAGCAUCCCGACUUUCUCACGUUCCUGCUUGACAGAUCAAUGGACACCUCCCACAGCGGAAAGGAAUGGCGGUUUGCCAUCGCUCAAACGGUCGUCGCCCACAACGCUGUCCAGACGCUGUUUGAUCCGGCAGUCCUCGGCCAGUUCCGGCAAUACGUCAAGCAGGGGCCAUUUUCAAUGCCACUUGUGCCCCAUGUGGCCUUCGAGUCAGCCUGAGCGGCAGUGCCUCCCGGUGGGUGUCCAACGGCGAUUGGUUCUGCGUCGCUGUCCACCCGUCCCGCCAAGGACAGGAGCAGCCAAAGCAACAAAGUAACAGCUGGCUGCCGAGCAGGAGGCCGGCCGGGAUGGGGUGCGCUGGGUGGUGGUGGGGACAGAUCCGUGCCAGCGGCCGACGAGGACGAGCGGCCCGCACAAGCAGCCCGGACGGCUUCGGACGCCCAAGAGCCAACACGAAACCUCCCAGAGCGA